Molecule: messenger RNA, 537 nt
Organism: Porites evermanni
Lineage: Eukaryota; Metazoa; Cnidaria; Anthozoa; Scleractinia; Poritidae
Source: the annotation of a GenBank genome assembly
AUGUUGAAAGAAGUUUGUGAGGCACUGCAGCUGUUCGACCUUGUUGAAUUGUUGGACAAAGAAACAAAACCUAAAACACUUCGACCUGCUCUUCCACUGAGAGAAAUAGAAAAGUUGCCGAGUGCCAAUAACCGUCCUACAAAGAUUUACACGAAAGCGGAAGUGUUGAUUAUCGGAUGCUCUGGAAAAGAAGGCGAAGGCUAUGGUUCUGAAAAAUUUGGACACUUUUUUAAAUUAUUGAACACGAAGAACCAUGUAACUGAGUUGACAGCAAAUUCUUCCUGGAAUUUGUCUAAGCAACUGGAUGACUUGAAGCAAAGCGAAUUUGAGAAAAAUGACAAUAUCUUCAUUGCACAAGAAAGAGAACAAAGGUUAAAAAUGUGUCUGCAAAAGAAACCUCCGUUCAGCAUGUAUCGCGGGGAAGCAGCGUGGGUAUUGAACGAGAUUUCUGGAGAAAUAUUUGGUCAACCGGAGUCACAGGAAUUGUCGAGUAUGUUCGACGAAGAGGAGGCAGUAAUGAAAAAAGAACUAAGCUAG